AUGAUAUUGGCAAGUAACCGGAUUGGUCCCGAGGGAGCUCAGGCUCUCGCAGAAGCCUUGAAGAUCAAUAGCUCCGUGCGGCUCAUGAUAUUGGCAAGUAACCGGAUUGGUCCCGAGGGAGCUCAGGCUCUCGCAGAAGCCUUGAAGAUCAAUAGCUCCGUGCGGGACAUGAAAUUGGCAAGUAACCGGAUUGAACCCGAGGGAGCUCAGGCUCUCGCGGAAGCCUUGAAGAUCAAUAGCUCCGUGCGGGACAUGAAUUUGGCAUUCAAUGAGAUUGGUGCCGAGGGAGCUCAGGCUCUCGCGGAAGCCUUGAAGAUCAAUAGCUCCGUGCGGGACAUGAAUUUGGCAUUCAAUGAGAUUGGUGCCGAGGGAGCUCAGGCUCUUGCAGAUGCUUUGCUUCAGAGGAAGACUUCAGUCAGAGACACCUUGGCUGAUGACUUGGACGACGGAGCCAAGGAGAGUGAUGAUCAAGUCCCCGGCAGACGCCCUUUUGAAGCACCGGUUCGUCUUCAGGCACUAGCUGAAGCUUUGAAGACGAACGCUUCCGUGACAAGCAUCGGAUUGUGGCGCAAUUCCAUCGGCGAUGAGGGCGCACAGGCACUAGCUGAAGCUUUGAAGACGAACACUUCCGUGACAAGCAUCUACUUGUCUCUCAAUUCCAUCGGCGAUGAGGGAGUGAAGGCACUAGCUGAAGCUUUGAAGACGAACACUUCCGUGACAAGCAUCGACCUGGGUGCCAACCGCAUCGGCGAUGAAGGCGUGAAGGCCUUUUGUGUCCCGGGAUUCCAAGUGGCACUGGCUGAAGCUUUGAAAAAGAACACCUCCGUGACAAGCAUCAACCUGAGUAGCAAUUCCAUCGGCGCUGAGGGAGUGAAGGCACUAGCUGAAGCUUUGAAGAUGAACGUUUCCGUGACAAGCAUCGACCUGAAUGAAAAUUCCAUCGGCGAUGAGGGAGUGAAGGCACUAGCUGAAGCUUUGAAGACGAACGUUUCCGUGACACGCAUCAAAUUGUGGGGCAAUUCCAUCGGCGAUGAGGGAGUGAAGGCGCUGGCUGAAUUUUUGAAGACGAACACUUCCGUGACAAGCAUCAGCCUUGCUCACAAUCCCAUCGGCGAUGAGGGAGUGAAGGCACUAGCUGAAGCUUUGAAGACGAACACUUCCGUGACACGCAUUUACUUGGCUCGCAAUUCCAUCGGCGAUGAAGGAGUGAAGGCACUAGCUGAAGCUUUGAAGACGAACACUUCCGUGACAAGCAUCGAUUUGUCGGACAAUUCCAUCGGCGAUGAGGGAGUGAAGGCCUUGAAGCAAGUGAUCGAGGAAAAGAAGAAGAUGGGUUUCAAGCUCGACAUGACAUUAUAG
Messenger RNA from Cladocopium goreaui, 1359 nucleotides. The record is from the annotation of a GenBank genome assembly. Lineage: Eukaryota; Dinophyceae; Suessiales; Symbiodiniaceae.